AUGGUUGUCAUCAAGGAGGGUCGCAACCUAUUGUUACUAUGGCUUGGACACGUUGGUUUAUGGUACCUGUGGCAGCAACAAGUUAAGGACCUCAAAGCAAGAAUGCUGUAUGGUUGGCUCAAUGGUAUGCAUGGCAUUGGGUAUACAAAGCAAAACAUGUUAAUUAACAAGCCUUACAAUGAAACAGCAGCAGCAUCUACUGGAUCGCAUGAAUACCAGGUUAUUUGCAGCAACAAUGGUAUUGGGAAUACCUAG
Lichtheimia ornata is the source of this 255-nucleotide messenger RNA. RefSeq lists its product as uncharacterized. The coding region runs from base 1 to 255 and encodes 84 amino acids. The transcript has 2 exons. The record is from RefSeq and is a predicted model, not a curated record. NCBI's taxonomy places the organism in Eukaryota, Fungi, Mucoromycota, Mucoromycetes, Mucorales, Lichtheimiaceae.